AUGAACGAACUGUUACUUCUCCCCCUUAAGAGUGGAAAAAAAAUCUUUUGCUUGCAAACUAAGAGGACGAAUGUUUUUUUCAAAUAAUUUAUUGAUUACUUUUGAUUUCGACUGCUUUCCCUUAUUAAUGAGUCCCUAACACUUCAAAAGGGCAUUUCAUAUUAAUAACAGUAUGCAAAGCUGCAAAGAAUAUUUAGUGGAUGAAUUUUUAAAAAACAAGCACCCUUCUCAAAUUAAUAUAGCUUUUUUCACAAACAUCCCAAAGCUUGCAAGCGAUUUAGAAUUUUCUCAUCUUCCUAUCAAUUUAAGUGAAGAAACCUUGCAUACACUCAAUGGAUUGGUUUCUCAUCAGUCCACGAAAGACAAAAUGAUCAAUUCAAGAAUUAUGGAAUCAUGCGGAAACUUACUCCCUCUUAAAUAUAAACUGUUAAAAAUAAAAAUAUUAAGUGAUUGCAAUAUUUUGAGUUUUAAUUUAUUUUUAUGAAAAAUUAAUUCAAAAAAAAAAUAUACUCAGUGUUUCAGCUGUCUAAAUAACUCUAAAUUUCCAAUCCCUCCAUUAAAUUAAGUCAAAACUCGUAUCUUCACACGACGACUAUUUCAUAACGACUAUUUUUUUUUUUGGCCUAUUUUUUUGGCCUAUUUUUUUUUGGCCUAUUUUUUUUUGGCCUAUUUUUUUGGCCGAUUUUUGACAAUUUUUUAAACUAUUUUUACUAAUAUUUGGGCAUAAUUCCAUACUAAUUGUUUUAAUAUAAUUUUUAAUGUAUUUUAAACGAUUUAACCAACAAAAAAUGCACCCUUAACAGAUUUCUUACUCCAUGAAUACUAAUUCAUUGCUUUUUAAAAUUUCGAAAAUUUUAGAUUUAAUUAGUAGUUUUUUACUUAAUUUACUAAAUAUUAAUCGCGUAAGUAAAAGUCUCUGCUUCUCAAUUAGGUUUUAGCCCUCUCAGCAGCUUCAUGAAUGAGGCUAGGCAAAAAAAUAGGCCAAAAAAAAUAGGCCAAAAAAAAUAGGCCAAAAAAAAUAGGCCAAAAAAAAAUAGGCCAAAAAAAAAAAUAGGCCAAAAAAAAAUAGGCCAAAAAAAAAUAGUCGUUAUGAAAUAGUCGUCGUGUGAAGGAACCGUCAAAACUAUUUAUAUUUUUUUCAAUGAUAAAAUUUUCUAUUAAAAAAUUAAAUUUUAUUUUAAUUAAAAGGGAGGGGUUACUAAAUUCAGAAAACUGAACCGUGAGAAUGGAAGCUGCUUAUUUAAUCGGUGGGCUUAUUUUUAUGAUGCAAGGCAGGAACAUUAUGAUAUUAAACGACGUAUUCCCACCUUUGCAAAGGCACUUAACAGAUGAGAAUACAAAUGUAAGAGAAGCUGUCGCAUGAACAUUAUGCAGGCUUUCAAAUUCAAGAGACGGUGUAGCUAAGCUUGCUGAAAGCUGCACAAUCAUAACAAUGGUAAGCGCAUUUAUCAAUUUUUCUAAAGCUCCAAAGACCAAAAAUAAGAUGUGCUUGCUAUACUUAUUAGAAGCCUUUAUUAACAUCAGCGAAUAUGAUAUAGGGAUUGAGCCAAUGCUUGGAACAGGUCUUAUGAAAAGUUUAAUCAAUUUUUUAAAACUAGCUAAAAAAUACAAGGAACAAGAAAUCGUUAUGAUAGAAAGAACCCUCCAUGUGAUUUCACAUAUAACGAUACAUCCGAUAGGGAAGAUUGAAGGGACUGAUGAAAAUGCUAUUAGUGCUGCGUCAAAAUAUAUAAAUAGCAACAGGUCAUAUGAACAAAAAAGACUAGGGACUGCAGUUAUUAUGACUGUCACAAUUGAGCUAGAAGGGAAAAACCAAGCUGUUGGAUUAAAGAAAAAUGACAAAUUUAAAGUGUUAGAGAGGCUGUUUGAGUUGUUAAAAGGGGAGCAUGAAGAUAUAAGAAUCAAUGCAAAGCAAUGCUUUCAUAAUAUUGCUGACUUGCCUGAAGGCUUUGAUAAAUCGGUCACCCUCCUUUCGUCAAAUUUGCCAAUUUUAGAUGAAGUUUUUGGUAUCAGAGCUAUAAAACCUCUCAUCAGGCUUCUCCCUAAGCUAAACACCUAUGAGAAUCCUCCUCAUAUUAGCCCUCAAAAGUUGCCUUUUUACCAGCAAUAUGUAAAAGCAAUAAAUUUCCUACUUCCCCUUUCAUUGGAAAAAUUAUAUUGAAAAAAUUUAGCACCCAUUUAUUGGGGGUGGCCAUUUUGGUGAAUCAAGAAAUCAACAAAAAAUCCCAUGAAUCCAGUGAUUUCUAAAUAAAAUCCACAAAUUCUCUAAUAUCUCCAAAAAAUAAUUCUAGAUUUCUUUGAUUUAUAUUGAUAGCUUUGGACUUUGGUGGAUGUCUUGAUCAGAUUUUUGAGAAUAUUAAUUUUUCCUCUUAAAUUGGAACUGUUUUUUUUAGAUCAGAGAGUUAAUAGAAAAAUACGAAGAUGCUGAAAGCGAAGCUAUUGACACUCCUAAUAUUUCUCAGAAACUAGGACCUUUCUUAUCUGAGGAAAGCGGGGUCAGCAAAGAGACUUCACAGAUUUUGAGGAAAAUCUGCAUAAAAGAUGCUCAUAAUAAAGAAGUCCUUAAGAAAUUUAUUAAUGACUAUGGAGAUGAAGGGAUUAAGCGGAAUAUGGUGAAGUAUCCGAACUUAAUGAAUAUAAUUUCAUAA
Blepharisma stoltei is the source of this 2648-nucleotide messenger RNA. Lineage: Eukaryota; Ciliophora; Heterotrichea; Heterotrichida; Blepharismidae. The record is from the annotation of a GenBank genome assembly.